UGAAGAAAGUUUCAUGCGUCACUUUUAUUCAACGUUUUAUGAGAGUUUGUCUAUUUUUUUUCCGCCGGAAUCUUCAAAUUUACGGAAGUAUAACUUUUCAGACCUUCUUUCGUGCGACACAUGACCUUAAAAAUUAUCGCGCUCGUCGUGAAGCUUUUGCUAUUGCUGUGGCGAAGUUGAGGAUAUGUAUUACAAUAAUGAAGUUUGUGAACUAUAAGAAAAUUUCGAGAAAAAAAGAAGCUGCGCUUAUACUUCAGUCUGUUUACCGAAAAUGUUGUUAUCAGAGAAGAUUCACUAAAAGGUUUGUAUUACUACGCCGGUCGUCUGUUGUUAUUCAGUCGCUUUUUCGUGAAUAUUAUUGGCGUCUUUUACUGAAAAAACAGAAAAUAUGCGCAUUUGGAGAACUUUUUAAAUUGGUCGUUCCGGUAAUCAACUUUCAAAGACUUUUUCGGCGGCUUAUAGCUACGCGCGCCCAAAAUUUCCUCGUCUUUUCCACUGUGGCCAAUGAACACCUCUCAGCAAUCCUUGUUCAACGGUUUUAUCGAAACUCCAUGGCGAUCUCCCACAUGGCAGCUUUUUUGAAAAUGGUUCUCCUCCGGAACAAAUACAUGAAGAUAAAAGGGGCUGGGACACUAGUAAGAAAGUGGUACAAAAUGGUCACAAGCUUUAACGAUAAGUGUAUUUACUUCGCCACCCACAUCAUACAAUCAAGACUGCGAACCUUUUUUCUGAGAAGAAAGUUUUUAGUUGUUUUGAAGGGAAUAAAACGUCUACAAGGAAAAUGGCGGGCCUGCCUUGUGAGGGCCGACUGUCCGCCUGAAAUUUGUGCGGCAAGAAACAGAAUCAAAAGAGCCAAUAUUAACGCCUUUGAGUCCCCCGCUUUGCGCAUGUGCGCCCUAUUUGAUAGUGCCAUCCACUCAAUGCUGAGCACUAAUAAAGUGUGUGCCAUCCGCCACGCGUGCGAAGAAUUGGUUCGAUUGACCUCUUUAGCAAAGUUGUGCCAAGCUGAGUUUUCCCGGCAGUGCGUUGCGUCUGUCGUGCUCAAGUCUAUGAGGACAUGCAAUAGAAGCAAACCGCAUAUUGAGAUUCUCAGCAUUUCUACUGAAAUACUUCUCAACAUCUGCGAGAACAGCGCCACUGCUCAUACCGUUUUUGAGCACAAAGAAUGCGUUGCAGAGUUAGUUGACUAUCUUCAGGUUUUUUUUUGUUUUUUUCGUACUUACGUGUGUAGCCAACAAUAAAGAAA
Molecule: messenger RNA, 1246 nt
Organism: Zophobas morio
Lineage: Eukaryota; Metazoa; Arthropoda; Insecta; Coleoptera; Tenebrionidae
Product: abnormal spindle-like microcephaly-associated protein homolog
Exons: 12
Coding region: 39-1241 (400 amino acids)
Biological process (GO): spindle organization; establishment of meiotic spindle localization; mitotic cell cycle
Cellular component (GO): spindle pole
Molecular function (GO): calmodulin binding
Source: RefSeq, a predicted model, not a curated record